AUGGCAAACAUCCGCAUCGAAUCAGCAUUUCAGCUUUCCCAGACGCUUCCAGAUGAUUUGUGGAAACCGAAUCUCAGAUCGCGGUUGUUGAAUUCUACAUCGCUGGAACCGGAAGGAUUCGGAGUGUUUCUAACUAUGUCAGAAGAAAGAGAUCUGGGGUCAUUCCCAUGGGUCCGGAUAAUUUUAUGCUGUGCAAACCUCUUGAACAGGCUGCUGGGAUUCGGAGACCAUAUUAGGGGUUGGGGUUUUCAGCAGAGCAUGGUUCUGAAUCGGGUAUGCACUCGAUGCCACGUAAACGUUAGCGAUGACAAACAACACCAUAAUAAAUACGACGAGGCUGUUCGAUCGUGUUCGAAAAGCAACGAACGGUCCCAUCUAGGGUCGGGUGUCAAUGAAGUGUUUGAACAGGAUACGCUUAGACAGUGA
Molecule: messenger RNA, 426 nt
Organism: Paracoccidioides brasiliensis Pb18
Exons: 2
Coding region: 1-426 (141 amino acids)
Source: RefSeq, a predicted model, not a curated record